AGCAGGAAGUGGUCUGUGUACCAGUCUAGCCUGGAGAGUUACACAGAACCCCACCCAUCCUCACCAUAACGACACUCAUGUAAAGCAGGCGGGUACCAGCCCAGACUGACUCCCAGACCUAGCUCAGGUCAAGCAGAUCAACAAAAGUAGAGUGACCCUCACCUGUGAACUCCUUCCCUGCCAUCCACAAUCUUUGGCCCAGCUGGUACCAAGGAGCCUGGAUACCUGACCAGAGUGGACUAUCUUGGCUUUAAAAAAGUCUAGAAAAAUCUCAGCUGAUGAGAUACCUACACUUCAUCCUACUGGGCUAUCCGCACAGUUCAUGGUCAACCUAGGAUCAAGUUGCCUCCUCCCCAGCUUACUCUGGUUACCUUGGCUCAUACAACCUGACCAAGAUGAGUGACUAGGGUUCCUCUUUGAGCAGCUUCCUCCCUCAGGUCAAGCAGAUCACUGACCAGCACUUCCUGCCUGCUGAGACCUGGAGAUCCAAUUCUGCUGCUGGCAUAUGAACCCUCGCAGUUCUAGCUUCUGUCAUAUAGCCUGCCCCCAAACCAGCAUCUUGAGUGACCAAGGCCCAGCUGGGUGAGGGAACAACUCCGCAGUCCUAACUGUCGCCAUGAUAGGAGAAAUCUGUGCCGCUGUGGAAUUCAUCUCCAGCUUCCUCAGCAUCAAGGGAGUCAGGAGCGAACAACAGCUGCGUACCUUCAGCCAGAGUCUGCAGGAGCUGCUGGCAGAACAUUACAAACACCACUGGUUCCCAGAGGAGCCCUGCAAGGGUUCUGGCUACAGGUGCAUUCGCAUCAACCAUAAGAUGGAUCCUCUCAUUGGACAGGCAGCCCAGCGGAUUGGUCUGAGCAACCAAGAGUUGUUCAGGUUUCUCCCAUGUGAACUUACACUCUGGGUUGACCCCUAUGAAGUGUCCUACCGCAUUGGAGAGGAUGGCUCCAUCUGUGUGCUGUAUGAGUCUUUGCCAGAAAGAGAUGGUUUUCAAAGCAUCACCGAACAGCAAAUGCUAUACAGCAGAAUGGGCUACAGGGAGGAAAUUCUCUGGCGAAGACCAAUCCCAUUUCAAACCUACAAUAUAAUGACUGUAUGGGGUCAAGGUAUAGUCAAUACAGUCGACGGACGGGUAAUCUUCUAAUGGAUGGAUAAAUAUGAUUUUUGUUUUGGGUGUGAUUCUCUUGGGGUGGAUUUUAGAAUUUAAGCUCUGAAGACCCAGCACAAAAUAAGAUUGUAGAGAGGUAAUAUUUUUAAGCGACUUUGCUAUAGUUUGGACAGCACCAUUUGAUGAGUUUCUAGCCUGUGAGUCAAGGAUAAAAUCACUUUAUUUGCAAGAUAGUGAAGUCAAAUGUUGGUCCCAGUUUUACCCAGACUUUAUAACUAUAUUGUCACAUCUGUUCCUUUAAGAAAAAAAAAGUAUGUUUAAUUUAA
Messenger RNA from Myodes glareolus (Bank vole), 1431 nucleotides. NCBI's taxonomy places the organism in Eukaryota, Metazoa, Chordata, Mammalia, Rodentia, Cricetidae. The record is from RefSeq and is a predicted model, not a curated record.